AUGCAUGUGCUAAAAGUUCUUAAUCUCUCCUACAGUAGGAUUCGUGUUUUGCCUGUGUCUCUUUCGAAUUUAGAGAAUCUACAUGCCUUGUUGUUGAGCCACUGUUGGAAUCUUGUUCAAACUCCAUCCUUAGAAAGGCUCACUAAAUUGAAGUACUUAGAUUUUUCAUUUUCUAGAGGUUUAACAGAACUUCCACGAGGGAUGGAACAAUUGACUGAUUUGGGACACCUGGAUUUCUCCUUCACUUCUGUCCAAAACUUACCGGCUGGACUCAUAUCCAAAUUUCUGAAGAAUUAUAAAUUCAAGGAGUUGAAGCUUGUUGUCGGGUUUUCAGGCUGCGUUCUAGAAUUAUCUGAGAAAACUAGUUUGGCAAUAGAUAGGGGAUACAAACUAGGAAACGUUUCAGAUGCCGAGAUUACUGCAUUGAUUCCACGAAAUGUAGAGGAGUUAAUAAUUUCUCAUUUUUAUGGUGUGAAAUGUUUGUCUUUGUACUUAUUGGAUGCAAUGUACUUGAAAAGGUGCCAAUUAAAAUGCUGUCCUGAGAUGGAAGCCAUUGUUGAAUCAGAGGAGAAUAAUUUUCCCCGGCUAGAGACAAUGAAUCAACAUGAUUUUCCAAGGUUGAGGAGCAUCAGUGGGAAAGUGGUGAGACCAGGUACUCUAAUGAACCUCAAGAGAAUUGAGGUGUCAUCCUGUGGUUCGUUGAAAUGUUUGUUCCCAAGGCAGCUCAUGGACGAGCCUAAAAGUCUCAAAGAAAUUACCAUAAUUGAUUGCUUCUUUAUGGAAGAAAUUAUUGAAGGGGAGAGGAAUACAAACGUUGAAGACAACAGCCAUGCAGUCAAAGUGAUCCUUCCAAAAUUGCAAAGGUUGGAAUUAUAUGAUUUGCGCAGUCUGGAAAGCAUAAACAAUGGGGACAUUCAACACAAUUAUCUACUUAAGUUGAAAAAUGAGCGGGCCGACCCAUAUAAGCUCGGCCCUUAUGGGCCCAGCUCUUAA
Messenger RNA from Prosopis cineraria, 993 nucleotides. Its product is annotated as probable disease resistance protein At4g27220. The coding region runs from base 1 to 993 and encodes 330 amino acids. The record is from RefSeq and is a predicted model, not a curated record. NCBI's taxonomy places the organism in Eukaryota, Viridiplantae, Streptophyta, Magnoliopsida, Fabales, Fabaceae. The transcript has a single exon.